AUGUCGCAGAAUCGUGGUAAUGUUAUGGCAAUGGCAGCUAGUAUAAAAAAUAUUCCCUUUCAUGCCUUCAAUGUCCAUGAUAACUGUGGUGAGUGGUGUGGUUAUUUAAGAAAUAAAGAAAAUUACGAACACCGAACAGUAAGGGGAGGUUUAAAAAAUGGAAUACUAUUUGAAGAACUGAAAACUGUUUUCCAAAAAUUAUCUGACAACGCUGAGGCUUUCGUAUGUUGCGGUUCCACACAAGCAAACGAGAGUUUAAACAAUAUAAUAUCUAAAAAGGCACCAAAAGCUGUACCAUACGACUGCUCGGAAUCAUACGAUUAUCGAGUGGCUAGUUCUAUAGCGCAGAAAAAUGAAGGUGAAAAGUAUCUUCAAGAUGCACUGCUGAAAUGGAAUUUAAGUCCUGGAUCUCACCUAUCCAAACAUAUCGAACAAGUCACAAAAUCUGCCAAAAUGCGAUCUGAGAAAGCUAAAACGCCAGCUUUCAAAUUACAUCGACAUACUCUUAAAAAAAAUCGAGCUCAGUUGAGAAAUCUACGUGAGACUAUGGAAGGACAAACUUACGAGAGUAAUAUUGGAUUAUUCAAGGCGCCUUCGGCUAUUACUACCGAUACUAGUACUACUAGCAGUGAACUUGAAGAUCGUAUUAAAAAUCAGGCUCAACAUUCUAUAGCAAUAGUUUUUUUCGAUAUUGAAACCAGUGGCUUUUCUAUGACUGACGAUAUUCUGCAAGUAGCUAUGAAAUAUAACAAUACAGUCUUUAAUAAGUAUGCUAAUUCCACUAAACGUAUUAACGCAAAAGCUUCUGUAAUACAUGGAUUAUCAAAUGAAGGCAGUGAUUUAUAUUUUCGCGGAGUAAGAGUGGAAUCGUCGCCUAUAAGAUUACUUUUAAAUGAUUUGUUAGCCUUUUUAAAUGCUAUAAACAAGCCCUGUAUACUUGUAGCGCAUAAUUGCAACUUUGACUCUUCACGUCUUCUAUUAAAAAUAAAAGAAGCUUCUUUGAUAGAAGAAUUUAGCAAAAUAGUUAUAGGAUUUACUGAUAGCUUAAGUUUGUUCAGAAAGCAAUUUCCUGAUAGAAAAGUAAAAGGCGCUUUUAAAUUAACUACAUUAGCUGGACAGUUAAUGAAUUUAUCUAUAAAAGAUGCGCACAAUGCGAUAUGUGAUGUAAUACUAUUAGAAAAAUUAGUUCGUAAAUUUAUUUCAUAUGAUGAUUUAGUACAAAAUACAAAAAGUGUUAUUUCUCUUACAGAAUCUAUGGAUAAAGAGAAAAAUUGUCAAAUUUACCUAAAAAGUUUAAAUCCUCUUGUAGAGGUAGUAUCUAAAGCAAUGUUAAAAAGAAUGGCCUAUAGCGCUAUAUCUUAUGAGUCUAUCUUAUGCGAGUACCAAAAAAGUGAAAAACAUGUGAUUGAUUUACUCGAGCAAAGAGUUAAAGGAAAAGCUCAAGUCAUAAAGAGUAAAAAAGUAUUAAAUACUAUUUUAAGUUACUUAAGUAAAAGAUAA
Messenger RNA from Ceratina calcarata, 1500 nucleotides. RefSeq lists its product as uncharacterized. Gene Ontology annotation, molecular function: nucleic acid binding; 3'-5' exonuclease activity. The transcript has a single exon. Bases 1 to 1500 code for a protein of 499 amino acids. The record is from RefSeq and is a predicted model, not a curated record. NCBI's taxonomy places the organism in Eukaryota, Metazoa, Arthropoda, Insecta, Hymenoptera, Apidae.